CCUUAGCCUGAAGCUCACCAACUAAGCUAGAUGGGGUAACCUGUGAGCCCAGGGCUCCGAGUGAGCGAGCCACACCUGCACAUCCCACUCAAGUUCAGAGGGUCAAAUGCAGGCUCUUAGGUUUGCAAGGCAAGAGCUUUACCAACAGUUUCUCAAGCCCAGGAAUUCCAUUUGUUAACCCCCAUUUUACAAAUGAGCCAACGGAGGCCCCCGACUCACUCGAGGUCCCAGAAGGAAGAAAAUCAAGCCAGAACCAAAAGCGAUACCGUCUGGUUUCUCUCUGUCUCUGAGCAUUGAUUUCCCACUAGGAACGAGAAGAGGAGGCCUGACUCACCCUCCCUCCCACAGCCCUCCUGCCCUUCAUCUCUAGAGAAAUCUGAGCUUCACAGCUGCCCGGCAUCAACCGAGUGAGGAAAAUAAAUGCUCCACUCUCCAGCUGCUCACCAAGCUCUUCCAUUCUCACGGGACGAUCUAGGAGAGGCCAAGAAGUUAAAGACUCCUGAAGUCUGAUGAGCUGACGACUUUGCCUGACAUUCUGUGAUUGCCAGGACAGGAUUAAAGAGAACCCUGAGAGGCCUUGCUCCUGACGAAGCAGGUGAGCUGGGGGCUUUCUACCACAUGCAAGUGCUUGAGUGUCUUCUGUUUCAGUCUUGGGGAGAUGGCCGCCACCAACAUGGCAUGAAUGAAUGGAGCCCCCUUCAGAUAUGAGGGCGAGUCUGUCCAUCUGGACGGGGGACAGGGACAUCACCUUAGCACUACCCUGCCAGUGUGCGUGACAGCGUGAAGCUGGGGCCUUCUCUCCAGAGACUUCUGGGCAUAUCAAGGAUCUCCCAAGCUCUAUGUCGCUGGCCUCCCAAAAUCCAAGGCAUGACAGAUGGGGCACAGGCCAACCCCAAAGGGUUCAGGAAGAAGGUGCUGGUUAAACACUCCACUGGACGGAAGAGCCCAAGCCUCAGGGCCUCUCCUUCUCAAACCUCCAGGUCCAGCCUGGGUAUGAAGAAAUUCUUCGCCAUCGCAGUCCUGGCCAGCAGUGUGGUAUCCACCGCCCACAGCAGCCUGUUGAACCUGAAGUUCAUGGUAGAGGCCAUCACACACAGAAACUCCAUCCUGUCCUUUGUGGGCUACGGCUGCUACUGCGGGCUGGGGGGACGCGGCCACCCCAUGGAUGAGGUAGAUUGGUGCUGUCACGCCCAUGACUGCUGCUAUCAGAAGCUCUUUGACCAGGGCUGCCGCCCCUAUGUGGACCACUAUGACCACAGGAUUGAGAACGACACCGUGAUUGUCUGCACUGAGCUCAAUGAGACAGAGUGUGACAAGCAGACUUGCGAGUGUGACAAGAGCCUGACUCUGUGCCUCAAGGAUCACCCAUACAGGGACAAGUACCGAGGCUACCUCAACGUCUACUGCCAGGGCCCCACACCCAACUGCAGCAUCUACGACCCGUACCCAGAGGAAGUCACCUGUGGAAACAGCCUCCCAGCGACCCGUCUCAACCUAGCCUGACUGAGGUCUGAGAGAGAAGACGGUGGAGUGUCCUGCUGGGGUCUGCAACUGAUGUGUGGGGCCAGAUAGGGUGAAGGACUAUCCUGUGGCUCUGUCCCAGUCCUGUAGUAAGCUCAGUUCUAGAAGAUUCUAGAAGGCCAGGGCUUGUGAGUAACAUCACUCUGUCAGCCUCGUACUAAGCAUCUGGGGGGGGUCUCUCCUGGAUAUGGAAGGAAAUGAUAUGGCCCCAGAUCAACUCCAAGAACCUUUGAGACCCUUCAUGGGCCUGGAAAUUCACUCCACGGCAGGCAGAGUGACAGCUUGAGGCCUGGAUUCUGAGAGACCGUGGAGUCCCCACAAGCUGACAUAAAGAGUCAUCUCUGCUUUUCUGACUUGCGGCUCUCUAGAGUCUCAUUCACAGAGCAGGUGACCCCAUCCAGCCCUCAGCCAACGGGAUACAUCUAGGCCCAAAGCCUGACCUCUGUUACCCAGAGUGCCUCUGGGCAGGUUCCGAGGGCACAGGGACCCCAUGUCCAUAAUAGCUGCACAUAUGGGGACUGGCAGCAAGUGGCCUCAUGUCUGCACUUCUUCCUGUCCCUCUGACUCCUGCACAGAAGUAGUGUGUACCCCACCAUUGUUCUACCCACAUUCAGCAAGCCAGGGCUGCUGGGAGCUCUCUCUCGCUCUCUAUGCAGUGAAGGGCCUGCAGACUGUCACUGGGGAAGACACUAAGGUCUGGGUUAAAAUGUGGAAGGGAAAGUCAAAUCAGGAGACUGAGAGGAAAAUUCAGGUGGAGAGGGAAUGGGGUAGUUAAGAAAGGAGUGGGAGAGAGGCGGAGGGAGGUUGUAACAAGACAAGCCAGUUGCCAGACACGUCAGCGGGAUAGCAAGAGAAAAGAUGGCGGCAGGCAAGGGCUAGUGUAACUGAGGGCACUGGGCCCCAUAACUCUGGGGAAUCUUGGGCAGAGGCGAGGGCUCCUGCUGGCAGGUCACCUCUGCUGUCCCCAGCCUCGGAUUUCUUCAGGUGCACUCCCCUUGUGCCCCGCCCCGCCCCCGUCUUGUCUCUCCUUCCAUCUCAGAGUCAGCAGUGUCUAGCCCUACCUCAUAUCUGUCUUCUACCUUCAUCCAAUGUUAACACCAUGGACCUGUGGAUGCCAGCCCCAUCGGGACGGGGAACAUGAGAACAUUCACAGGGAAGCUCAGCUUGUGUGACUACGUGGGACAUUGUCACUGGGGACAGAGAGCCAAGCAGGGUGGUGGUGCAGGCAGGGAAGGAUGUUCACUCAGAUAGCGGUGUCUACAAUGGCAGCAUUGGCAGGAAGGGGUCACUGUGUGCGAGAGGGACCACUCCAAAGCUCGCCUCAUGCAGGUUGUGGUGUGAUAUGGUGGUCACCGAUGUGCACUGACCCAGCUUGACCCAGCCUUGUGAUCUUCCUCAUUUACCCUCUCAGAAGCUCAGUCAACAAACCUCCCUCCUCUUCUCUGCCUCACCAAGCCAGGGGUGGAGCUGGAUGGGUGCCCAGAGAGCUUCCUGCUGAGUUUUGACCACACACCUGUGCUCCUCCAUGGGCAUAUUCCUAUAGAGUAGGGUGGGCCAAUGAGACUCUACUGCUGUGGGAUCCAGCUCACCUGUACCUCGGCCCCCUCCCCCUGUCUCCACAGAAUACAACAACCCUUCCUCAGACUAAUAAAAACCCUCCAGUCUUGGCUGCCA
Molecule: messenger RNA, 3195 nt
Organism: Apodemus sylvaticus (European woodmouse)
Lineage: Eukaryota; Metazoa; Chordata; Mammalia; Rodentia; Muridae
Gene: Pla2g2f
Product: phospholipase A2 group IIF
Exons: 8
Coding region: 868-1503 (211 amino acids)
Biological process (GO): phospholipid metabolic process; negative regulation of T cell proliferation; lipid catabolic process
Molecular function (GO): phospholipid binding; calcium ion binding
Source: RefSeq, a predicted model, not a curated record